Molecule: messenger RNA, 3964 nt
Organism: Hyaena hyaena (striped hyena)
Lineage: Eukaryota; Metazoa; Chordata; Mammalia; Carnivora; Hyaenidae
Gene: CUL5
Product: cullin 5
Biological process (GO): SCF-dependent proteasomal ubiquitin-dependent protein catabolic process; protein ubiquitination
Cellular component (GO): Cul5-RING ubiquitin ligase complex; SCF ubiquitin ligase complex
Molecular function (GO): ubiquitin protein ligase binding
Source: RefSeq, a predicted model, not a curated record
CCCGAGCGGCGGGGCCUAAGCCGUGCUAAAUUCGUUGCCCGUGGCCGCUGCGGGUGCAGCCCCAGAGGUUAAUCCGAAGGAGUGGGGAGGCUCGUGGAGUUCAUGCUUCCUCUUCCGACUCAGGUCGGCUCCCGCUACCUCGUCACCGUUCGCCGCUGCCGUCUCCCCGGGCGUUUGCAUGAGCUUUUUCGCGUGGGGGAGCGCCGGUGACCAUGUAGGGGGACGAGUGAGGAAGCUCCGGGUGCCCGGGACGAGGUCAGCGCUGUCGUCACGCCGCCGCGGCGCCCAGCUCUCCCCCGGUGCGGGCGGCCCCGGUGGGAACCCCGGCCUCCGCCUGGGGCCUGGCCCGGAGCGCCACGAAAUCUCGCGCCGUCUCGCGAGACGCGAAGUUGAAAACAUGGCGACGUCUAAUCUGUUAAAGAAUAAAGGUUCACUUCAAUUUGAAGACAAAUGGGAUUUCAUGCGUCCAAUUGUUUUGAAGCUUUUACGCCAGGAAUCUGUUACAAAACAGCAGUGGUUUGAUCUGUUUUCGGAUGUGCAUGCAGUCUGUCUCUGGGAUGAUAAAGGACCAGCAAAAAUUCAUCAAGCUUUAAAAGAAGAUAUUCUUGAGUUUAUCAAGCAAGCACAGGCACGAGUACUGAGCCAUCAAGAUGAUACAGCUUUGCUAAAGGCGUACAUUGUUGAAUGGCGAAAAUUCUUUACACAGUGUGAUAUUUUACCGAAACCUUUUUGUCAACUGGAGAUUACUUUAAUGGGUAAACAGGGCAGCAAUAAAAAGUCAACUGUAGAAGACAGUAUUGUUCGCAAACUCAUGCUUGAUACAUGGAAUGAGUCAAUCUUUUCAAAUAUAAAAAACAGACUCCAGGAUAGUGCAAUGAAGCUGGUACAUGCUGAACGAUUAGGAGAAGCCUUUGAUUCUCAGCUGGUCAUUGGAGUAAGAGAAUCCUAUGUUAACCUUUGUUCUAACCCCGAGGAUAAGCUUCAAAUUUAUAGGGAUAAUUUUGAGAAGGCAUACUUGGAUUCAACAGAGAGAUUUUAUAGAACACAGGCACCCUCGUAUUUACAGCAAAAUGGUGUACAGAAUUAUAUGAAAUAUGCAGAUGCGAAAUUAAAAGAAGAAGAAAAACGGGCACUACGUUAUUUAGAAACAAGGCGGGAGUGUAACUCUGUUGAAGCACUCAUGGAAUGCUGUGUCAAUGCCCUGGUGACAUCUUUUAAAGAGACCAUCUUAGCCGAGUGCCAAGGCAUGAUCAAGCGAAAUGAAACUGAAAAAUUACAUUUAAUGUUUUCACUGAUGGACAAGGUCCCCAGCGGGAUCGAGCCGAUGCUGAAGGACUUGGAGGAGCACAUCAUCAGCGCGGGCCUGGCAGACAUGGUGGCAGCUGCUGAGACUAUCACCACUGACUCUGAGAAAUACGUUGAGCAGUUACUUACAUUAUUUAAUAGAUUUAGUAAACUCGUCAAAGAAGCUUUUCAAGAUGAUCCACGAUUUCUUACUGCAAGGGAUAAGGCAUAUAAAGCAGUUGUUAAUGAUGCUACCAUAUUUAAACUUGAAUUACCUUUGAAGCAGAAAGGGGUGGGAUUAAAAACUCAGCCUGAAUCAAAAUGCCCUGAGCUGCUUGCCAAUUACUGUGACAUGUUGUUAAGAAAAACACCAUUAAGCAAAAAACUAACCUCUGAAGAGAUUGAAGCAAAGCUUAAAGAAGUGCUGUUGGUACUUAAGUACGUACAAAAUAAAGACGUUUUUAUGAGAUAUCACAAAGCUCAUUUGACGCGACGUCUUAUAUUAGACAUCUCUGCUGAUAGUGAAAUUGAAGAGAAUAUGGUAGAGUGGCUAAGAGAAGUUGGUAUGCCCGCAGAUUAUGUAAACAAGCUGGCUAGAAUGUUUCAGGACAUAAAAGUAUCUGAAGAUUUGAACCAAGCUUUUAAGGAAAUGCACAAAAAUAAUAAAUUGGCUUUACCAGCGGAUUCAGUUAAUAUAAAAAUUCUGAAUGCUGGUGCGUGGUCAAGAAGCUCUGAGAAAGUCUUUGUCUCCCUUCCUACUGAACUGGAGGACUUGAUACCUGAAGUAGAAGAAUUCUACAAAAAAAAUCAUAGUGGUAGAAAAUUACAUUGGCAUCAUCUCAUGUCAAAUGGAAUUAUAACAUUUAAGAAUGAAGUAGGGCAAUACGAUUUGGAGGUAACAACCUUUCAGCUGGCUGUGUUGUUUGCGUGGAACCAAAGACCCAGAGAGAAAAUCAGCUUUGAAAAUCUAAAGCUUGCAACUGAACUCCCUGACGCUGAACUUAGAAGGACUUUAUGGUCUCUAGUAGCUUUCCCAAAGCUCAAGCGGCAAGUUUUAUUGUAUGAACCUCAAGUCAACUCACCCAAAGACUUUACGGAAGGCACCCUCUUCUCAGUGAACCAGGAGUUCAGUUUAAUAAAAAAUGCGAAAGUUCAGAAAAGAGGUAAAAUCAACUUGAUUGGACGCUUGCAGCUCACGACAGAAAGGAUGCGAGAAGAAGAGAAUGAAGGAAUAGUUCAGCUACGGAUACUAAGAACCCAGGAAGCUAUCAUACAAAUAAUGAAGAUGAGAAAGAAAAUUAGCAAUGCCCAGCUGCAGACUGAACUAGUAGAAAUUUUGAAAAACAUGUUUUUGCCACAAAAGAAAAUGAUAAAAGAGCAAAUAGAAUGGCUAAUAGAGCACAAAUACAUCAGAAGAGAUGAAUCCGAUAUCAACACUUUCAUAUAUAUGGCAUAAUUUUGAGUAUCAUGGACAACACUAAGACCCCGAAUUGUAGAGUGCUUGGGCAGAAGGUUGUAACAGUUUGCGCUGGAGGAAGGUUUAUUUGGACUUGGAUUACAUAACUAUUAAAAUCUCUGCCUUACCUGACAAAACAACUCGAUUUUGCCAGUCACGUUAGUUAGCAUGGCGGCGCCCCUUCGUGCCGCACACCCGGUAACAGCAUGCUGUUUUGUGGAGAAGCUUGCGUUCAUGAAGAGCCCGUUACGAACUCCUCACAGUAGAUUUGAUUUAUACCCACCGGAAGAAGUAGUUGGGAAGGGUGAGGGCGGGGUUCUUAAUUGCUUUUUUUCCUCUUUUUUUCCUCUCUGACAAAAAUGUACUUGCACAAGGAAGGAUCUUCACAUACCGUGCACUGAAUAACGCUGUUAUGUUUUGUUUUUUAAAAUGCAAUUAAAACUAGAAAUAGCACUCUUGGUUUCUUUUGAUCAAAAGAGGGAGCUGGUGUACACGACGUGGGGGAGGGGCAGAUGCAGGUGAGAAGAUAAGUAUUUAAUAGCAUCACAUUAUUUGUUCACGCCCUGCUUCAGUAUAAGGACUGGAUUUCGUGGUGUCCUGAAAAUGAUACAAGAUUCUUCCAACUUAGAAAUGUUGGCUUUCUUUUUAAGCAGGAGACUGUUAGUUUAGUUGUUUGUUGUUAAAUAAGGAGUUUUUAAAUCUUCUAUGGCUGGAGAGCUUGUUUUGAAAAAGUGAAGCUUAUAUUAAUUUGUUGCUUGAACUGUGUAAAAAAAAAUGUAUGGAGACAGGUAGAUCAUUUAAGUUGCAGAGAAAAAAAUCGCAGAGCAAACCAACAUAUUAAGUGUGUUCAGGAACACACCUAAUAUUUAUAUUCCUAAUAUUUAUUAUGCCAAAUUUAUUCUUUCCAAAUUUAUGAAAAGGAGGGCAGAAACCUACUGUCCUGGCAUACAGCUACGUGACUGAUCACUUGAUCUGCAGCACAGAAAUGUUGUGGAAUUUUAAACUCUGAUGAUAAGGGAUUUACAGCCUCAGGUUUCUGGAAAGGAAGACGUUCUGUUUUAAAGAGGAGUGAGUGUCCUUUACCCAGGAGGAAGAGAAAAACCACAACCUAAGGCCUGAAAAGCAUGAGCAAAAUUGUUGCGGUCUUAAUAUAAGCAGUAAACUUGCCAAAUAUAUGUACAUAUAUAUUUAUAUAUUUUAAAAAUAAACGUUUUUAAAAUGUUC